CUGAAUUAUUUUAGUUAUACUCAGACCUCCAUCGGGGCCAAUCAGCCUCUGCACUGAUAACACAGAGAGAAUAAAAAGGAGAGACGAGUGCAUCUCGUGCCCACUAUUCUACUUGUCAUGAAGAAUACUUCAUCAACCACGAAUGUCUAUGAUUAUCCAGAUUAUGACUACAAUUCCACCUAUCCCGACGAUGAUAAUGACGAUGCUGCCCCCUGCAGUUUGAGGGAUACAUGGACCUUCGUUAGCAACUUUGCCCCUCUGUCUUACAUCCUGGUCUUUAUCUUGGCACUAGUGGGUAACAUUCUGGUACUGUGUGUGAUCCGCCGCUAUCGGCAAUCUCGACACAACCCCUGCUCCUUCUCACUCACAGACACCUUCUUGCUCCAUUUGGCCAUCUCUGACCUCUUACUGGCUGUGACACUGCCAUUUUUUGCUGUGCAGUGGAUCAAUGAGUGGAUCUUCGGCUUGUCUGCAUGUAAGAUUGCUGGAGCGCUGUUCUCACUGAAUGUCUACUGCGGUGUGCUGUUUCUGGCCUGCAUUAGCUUUGAUCGCUACCUGGCCAUCGUACAUGCCGUCAAUAUCAGCUGGAGACGCAAGAGCUGCCACGCUCAGCUGGCCUGUACUGUGAUCUGGGUUGUCUGCUUGGGUCUCUCCACUGUGGAUGUGUUCUACCGUGAUGUGGUGGUGUUGUAUGGCAGAAAUCAGCAAGUGUGUCAAAUUGUGUUUUCUCAAGAGAGUUCUCAGCAAUGGCAGAUCGGCAUGCAGCUGGUCAGCCUGUUUCUUGGAUUUGUACUUCCCCUACUGGUCAUGCUCUACUGUUACAUACGCAUUUUCAAAGCAUUGUGCCACGCCAGCACGCGUAGACAGAAACGACGCUCGCUGAGGCUCAUCAUCUCUUUGGUGGUUGUGUUUGUGGUGAGUUGGGCACCUUAUAAUGUCCUGCGGAUGACUGACAGUCUAAAGACACUGGGGGUCAUUGCCAACACCUGCGGGCUGAACAAGGUGCUGGAUGUGGGCAUUCUGGUAACAGAAAGCAUGGGGCUGGCACAUUGUGCUUUAAAUCCACUCCUCUAUGGCCUUGUGGGGGUAAAGUUCCGUCAUGAGCUUGCCCAGAUGUGCAAGACUGUGUUAGGACCCCAAGGGUGCCUUGGAUUAGUAGGAUGGGCACAAAGUCGGAGAUCAACCCGCAGGCCUACUGGAUCAUUCAGCUCAGUGGACAGUGAGAAUACCUCCUACUUCUCUGUCAUGGCAUGAAAAGAGUGAAGGGAGAGAAGAAAUACACUGAGAAAAGGAAAAUAAAGACUGGCAUGCACAUGGAAAGAAAAAAGAAGUGUAGUCACCAGUGACAAGAGGUGAAAUGACAAUUGCUUUACUCAGGAAUUGAAAAGGAAUCACUAUUUUAGUUUGUACAGAUAGAGUGACAUAAAAAAAAAUAGUUUACAUGCAAGUUCUCUCUUCAAACCAGGGCAUUGGCUAAUGAAGAACAUCUUUUCUGAAAUACAUGCUAUUUGAGAGCCUUAAUGUUAUAAAAUCACAUUUCAAAAUCAAAUCUAUUCUUGUGUUAUAGAUAUUGUUGAUAUUGUCUAUUUUGAUGUGUUAGCAUUUCUACCUUGUUGUGGCAGUUGUAACCAUGACAAUGAAUUAUCCCUUGGUUGUCUGGGUCACAAAGAGGAAGUGAAACCAUUCUUCUACACUGCAUCAAACAAAUUAAAUCCUUAACAAGAUUUUCAUUAUUGGUUCUACAUCACUGCUCUCCUCUUGCACUGUAACAUUAAAUGGUGCUUUGAAUUGUUUGUCUUUUUAUUAAUCUGUUUUUUUGAUAUUAUGAGUGGAUUGUCAGACACAUAGUCAUGGCGGUUAAAGUAUAUUUUCUUUAAUGUAAUUUUUGUAAUGUACUUUUUGUAACCUCUAAUAAAGUGUAGAUACCCAUGAUUGUAAUAAAGAUUUGAGAGACAUACAAUUAAUUUCCUUGAAGAUACAUGCAGUUCUGAGAACUGCAGCCACACAGGAAGCACAGGUCAAUAUGUGUAAUCGCUGUCUUCACAUCUAUAUUGAAAUCAGCUCUUUUUUAUUUUCAGAGAUUAGUGUAAAUUAGUAUGUUAAUACAUGUUAGCAAUAACAUAAAUAUUGUUGAGAAAAAGUGAAACAUUUCUUUCAAAGUCAGUUUAUUGUCAUUUCUCUUCUGCAUCAAAAUAAAGUGUCCCCAGA
Molecule: messenger RNA, 2208 nt
Organism: Myxocyprinus asiaticus (Chinese sucker)
Lineage: Eukaryota; Metazoa; Chordata; Actinopteri; Cypriniformes; Catostomidae
Product: C-X-C chemokine receptor type 3-2-like
Exons: 3
Coding region: 118-1254 (378 amino acids)
Biological process (GO): G protein-coupled receptor signaling pathway; immune response
Cellular component (GO): membrane
Molecular function (GO): G protein-coupled receptor activity
Source: RefSeq, a predicted model, not a curated record